Messenger RNA from Symbiodinium sp. CCMP2456, 337 nucleotides. The record is from the annotation of a GenBank genome assembly. Lineage: Eukaryota; Dinophyceae; Suessiales; Symbiodiniaceae.
GUGCGUGAUUAACGUUGCCCAAGCAGCCUCCUACAUCGUGCAUGCUGUGAUCAGCGUGCGCGCUGCCGCGGUGGACUGCCCGAACAGGCAGCAGACGAAUCGGGCAGCGGCCUGUACUACGCAGGUCAGUGGUGCCCUCCAGUCUUUUUCCCUGGUGGCCGCGUACCUGUCGAAUGCCGCAGCGAUGUGUGGCGCAACCGCGGUUGCCGGCGCAGAGUGUUCGAAUCGAAUAGGCUCUGUCGUGGCUGGCAUGGCGGAGGUCUCUGCUGGAGGCAGCGCAUCUGCCCUUCAUUGCAUCCGCAAUGCGAGCAGUAACAGCACCACGCGACCUCGCUGA